GCUAUUGUUUGUCUAGUCAAUUAUGAUCAGCAGCUAUUUAAAAUCCCAAAAGCCUACAUUUUGUCUUUUGAUACUAUCCUUAUUUGAGUAGGUGGAAAAUGGGGAAUGAAAAUCAUUUAACACAUGUUUUGUACAACACAAAUGUGGAAAGGUUGUAGUUAUAGCUAGUGGAAUGCAACUCCUGUACAUUCCAACCACAAUUCCUGGUUCCAGUUAUAGCACGAAAGCAAGUUGGAAGUGAUUUUUUGCGCACUACAAUGUAGAUAAAUUGAUUUUGAAUUGAAGCCACUGUACCCCUAGCUUUUGUGUUAAAUGUAAAACAUUAAGUUUUACUGCUAACUUAUUCUAAAAAUAAGAUUAAGAACAUCCAAACAUAAAUCACAUCACUUCAAAAUCAAUUUUAACCAAAAUCAAAUUUACACAAUCAAUUUUGCAAAUGCUGGCUCCAACACACUAAAACUGAAGUCAAUUGCUACUAAUUAUGAUCCUUCUUCACUUCUUUUUAUACGACAUGGCAUCACCCGUAGUAAAUGGAUUUUAUAAAGUAGAAAACUUGGACACAAUACUAACAUGGCACUGUUAGUAAUGUUCUCUAAUAAAAAUUAGAGUUUUACAUUUAAUUGAAUCAAUUUUGAUUGGAGAACAACACCAACAAUACCUAUGGUACUAUAUUUCCCUUUAAUCCAUCCACUUCACCAUGUCAAGUUUGGAGGAGCCACUUGGUCUUGACAAGUUGCCAAGCAUGAGUACCAUUGAUAGGAUUCAGCGAUUCUCAUCUGGUGCUUGCCGUCCCAGAGUAGAUAACUUGGGCAUGGGAAACUGCUGGAUUGAAGGACCAAGUUGCAGCACAUCUAACAGCUGCAAUGAAGAUGAUGAAGAGUAUACAGCAGAGACUUUCCCAUGGAAAAGACAAACAAGAGACUUAUCCCGAGAUGGUUCUUUCAGUCAAAAGACUCUAACCAAAGGGAGAAAGUCAAUGAAAUUUGGAAUGAUUGAUGAUUCAUUCUCUGAUUGCCAAAACAGUCCAAAAUGCAAUACUAUAGAUUUGCAAGAUUUGGCUUAUAAGUUUCUGAAUGGUAUACCAAAGUUUGUAAAGAUAGUAGAAGUUGGUCCAAGGGAUGGAUUACAAAAUGAGAAGAAUAUUGUACCAACAUCUGUAAAGAUUGAAUUGAUUCAUAGACUAGCUUCUACUGGGUUAUCUGUUAUUGAGGCUACAAGUUUUGUUUCUCCCAAAUGGGUCCCACAGUUGGCUGAUGCAAAGGAUGUAAUGCAAGCAGUGCAUAGCUUGAGAGGCAUCAGAUUGCCAGUUCUGACCCCUAAUUUAAAGGGUUUUGAGGCUGCAAUAGCUGCUGGUGCUAGAGAAGUUGCUAUUUUUGCAUCAGCUUCUGAAUCAUUUUCAAAAUCAAACAUUAACUGUAGUAUCGAAGAGAGCCUUAUUCGUUUCCGAGCUGUUACUCGUGCUGCUAAACAACUCUCAAUUCCUGUUCGAGGGUAUGUAUCAUGUAUUGCUGGAUGCCCAGUGGAAGGACCAAUCCCUCCUUCAAAAGUGGCCUAUGUUGCUAAAGAACUAUACGAUAUGGGUUGCUUUGAAAUCUCCCUUGGUGACACAAUUGGAGUUGGCACGCCAGGAACUAUAGUUCCUAUGCUUUUGGCUGUGAUGGCUGUUGUUCCAAUAGAUAAGCUUGCUGUUCACUUCCAUGACACUUACGGGCAAUCCCUUCCAAAUAUACUGGUGUCCCUCCAAAUGGGGAUUAGCACAGUGGAUUCCUCUGUUGCGGGUCUUGGUGGGUGCCCAUAUGCGAAGGGAGCUUCAGGAAAUGUUGCCACUGAAGAUGUUGUGUACAUGUUGAACGGCCUAGGUGUCAAAACCAAUGUUGAUCUUCCAAAACUCAUGUUGGCUGGUCACUUCAUCAGCAACCAUUUGGGGAGGCCAUCCACUUCAAAAACUGCCAUUGCCUUCAAUAAUAGUCACAACUGAUGCCUGCAAACAUAUCAUAUUAAAUGUACCAUCAAGAUACUUUAUGUUAAUAUGCUUCAAGCAGUGUGGUAUGACCACUCUGACUCUAUACAUAUUAUGUUUCUUUGUUCUUCUGCAUGAUGUAGUAGAAGAAGAAUAACAUGUUCAUUCACAUGGAUGAGUUUUAGGAUGG
Messenger RNA from Cajanus cajan (pigeon pea), 2150 nucleotides. NCBI's taxonomy places the organism in Eukaryota, Viridiplantae, Streptophyta, Magnoliopsida, Fabales, Fabaceae. The record is from RefSeq and is a predicted model, not a curated record.